Messenger RNA from Heterostelium album PN500, 315 nucleotides. RefSeq lists its product as uncharacterized. Lineage: Eukaryota; Evosea; Eumycetozoa; Acytosteliales; Acytosteliaceae. The transcript is spliced from 2 exons. Bases 1 to 315 code for a protein of 104 amino acids. The record is from RefSeq and is a predicted model, not a curated record.
AUGGAUGAUAAUAAAACAAAUAUAUUAGUGAAUCUAUCACAUCUAUUGUUAUCAAAGAUAGUUAAUUAUUUAGAAGAUAAUAUAGAUAGAAUAGUGUUUACAUUAGUUUGUAAAAGAUGGUUCGAAGAAAGAGAUAAAUAUCUAUAUUUUAAUACUGAUCAUAUCUAUAUGAUUAAUCAUCAAAAUAAUAGUAAACAUCAUUUAAAUUCAUAUCGAUCGUCAAUCAAUCAAUCAUUAAGUCAAAAGUCAAAUUGUAGAUUAAUUAUUAAUGAUAAAGCAUUUAAAUGUGACUAUGUAUUAGAUAAAGAUCUAUAA